AUGGCCGACGGGCAGAGCAAGCCUCCAUACACCUCCUACAUUAUUUAUGAGAACAAAGUGAGUGAGAGCUGAGGUACUUACAGGGAUCAUUAGGACACAACUAAUCUAUCCCAGUAAUGUCAAUACCAACAUCUCAUUAAUGCCCCUCCAUCCCAGCUGUGAAGAGGUGGAGACUCGUACAGGAGGGGUGAAGAAGUGGAUGCUAAAGGGACUUUAUGGGUGCAUAAGGUGAUGUAAUACAUAGUAACUCUAAGGUCGGAAUGCCAAUUGAUGUUGUAAUGUUGCCAAUUCAAAUAGUCUUUCUAAUAUACAGCGGCUUGCGAAAGUAUUCACCCCCCUUGGCAUUUUUCCUAUUUUGUUGCCUUACAACCUGUCAUGAAAAUUGAUUUUUGGGGGGUUUGUAUCAUUUGAUUUACACAACAAGCCUACCAUUUUGAAGAUGCAAAAUAUUUUUUCUUGUGAAACAAACAAGAAAUAAGACAAAAAAACAGAAGACUUGAGCGUGCAUAACUUUAGAAAGCUGACUUAUAGAGAGCUGCCUGACUGACUGUCUUUUAAAGAGCUGUCUUAUAGAGAGCUGCCUGCCAGGCUAACUUAUAGAGAGCUGCCUGACCGGCUGUCUUGUAGAGAGCUGUCUUACAGAGAGCUGCCUGACCGACCGUCUUAUAGAGAGCUGACUUAUAGAGAGCUGUCUGACCGACUGUCUUAAAGAGAGCUGUCUUAUAGAGAGCUGCCUUAUAGAGAGCUGCAUUAUAGAGAGCUGUCUUAUGGAGAGCUGUCUUACAGAGAGUUGCCUGACCGACUGUCUUAUAGAGAGCUAUUUAAUAGAGAACUGUCUGACUGACUGUCUUAUAGAGAGCUGCCUUAUAGAGAGCUAUUUUUUAGAGAGCUGAGUUAUAGAGAGCUGUCUUAUAGAGAGCUAUUUUUUAGAGAGCUGAGUUAUAGAGAGCUGUCUUAUAGAAAGAUGCCUGACUGACUGUCUUACCGAGAGCUGUCUUAUAGAGAGAGCUGCCUGACCGACUCUAUUAUAGAGAGCUGUAUACAGAGAGCUGUCUUAUAGAAAACUGUCUCAUAGAGAGCUGCUUGACCGACUGUCUUAUAGAGAGCUGUCUUAUAGAGAGCUGUCUUAUAGAGAGCUUUCUGACCGACUGUCUUACAGAGAGCUGUUUUAUGGAGAACUGUCUUAUAGAGAGCUUUCUUACAGAGAGCUGUCUUAUAGAUAACUGUCUUAUAGAGAGCUACCUGGCCGACUGUCUUAUAGAGAGCUGUUGAAUAGAGAACUGUCUUAUAGAGAGCUAUCUUAUAGAGAGCUGUAUUACAGAGAGCUGUCUUAUAAAGACCUGUCUUAUAGAGAGCUGCCUGACCGACUGUCUUAUAGAGAGCUGUCUUAUAGAGAGCUGUAUACAGAGAGCUGUCUUAAAGAGAACUAUCUUACAGAGAGCUGUUUUACAGAAAACUGUCUUAUAGAGAGCUGUCUUAUAGAGAGUUGUUUUAUAGAGAGCAGUCUUAUGGAGAACUGUCUUAUAGAGAGCUGUAUAAUAGAGAGCUGUCUUAUAGAGAGCUGCCUGAAUGACUGUCUUAUAGAGAGCUGUCUUAAUAAAGAGCUGUCUUAUAGAGAAUUGUCUUAAGAGAGCUGCUUAAAAGAAUGCUUUUAAGAGAGUCUUGAACGCCUUUGGAAGGUGUUAAAAAGCCUUAGAAGUUUUAGAGAGGUUUUUAGAGAGCUGUCUUAUUGAGAGCGUCUUAAGGACCUCCUUUAGAAGUGCCUUUGGGGGCCCUUUUAAAAGAGCUGCCUACCCCGUUUAGGAGAGGUUUCCUUAUAGAAACUGCCCUUUUAAAAACGCUAAAGACUGCUAUGGUUGCUUAUAGAAAAGGGCCUUUUUAGAGCUUUUAAGAGACGCUUACGGGGCUGCCUUUUAAGGCUGCUUAAAGGGGUCCUGACGACUGUUUAUAGAAGCCCUUUUUUAGAGAGCGCCAAAUUUUUUUAAAAGGUCUUACAGGGGCGCCUGGGCUGUCCCCAAAGAGCUUUUUGGGCUGCCCCGAGCUGGGGGCUGCUUACGGGGCUGCCUUAUAGGCUUUUAAGACUGCCUGCCCUGGCUUUGGAAGCUGCUCCCCAAUGUGACCGACCAUAUGUUUAUGUAUGCUUUAAUUCCUUAUUUCCUCGUACUUUUUUUAAGGGGCUGCCGCCGCCGUUUUUGGGGCAUCCCCGGGGCCCCCCUAUGAAAAAUUUUUCCCGUGUUUUUUUGGUAAAACGCGCAAAAAAAAGGGGGGGGGGGGGGGGGGGGGGGGGGGGAAAGGUUUUGGGGGGGGUUUUUUGGUUUUUUUGGGGGGGAAGGGGGGGGGGGGGGGUGGGGGGGGGGGGGGGGGGGGUUUUUUUUUUUGGGGGUGAAAGGGGGGGGGGGGGGGGGGGGGGGAAAAAAGGGGGGAAAAAAAAAGUCCUCGGGGGGGGGGGGGGGGGGGGGGGGGGGGGUGGGGGGACUUUUUUUGGGGUGGGGGGGGGGGAGUUGGGGGGGCGGGUGGGGGGGUGGGCCCCGGGGGGUGGGGGGGGGCGGGGGGUUUUGGGGGGGGGGGGUUUUUUUUUGGGGGGGGGUGGGGGGGGGGGGGGUUUUUUUUUUUGGGGGGGGGGGGGGGGGGGGUGGUUUUUGGGGGGCGGGGGGGGGGGGGGGGGGGUUUUUGGGGGGGGGGGGGGGGUUUUUUUUUUUUUUUUUGGGGGGGGGGGGUUUUUUUGGGGGUUUUUUGUUUUUUGGGGGUUUUUUUUUUUGGGGGGGGGGGGGGAAAAAAAAAAAGGGGGGGGGGGGGGGGGGGGGGGGGGGGGGGGGGGGGUUUAAAAAGAGGGCCCCCAGGCAACUUUAAAUUUCGCCUUUAACCCUGUUUUUAGAGAGUCUUUCAGGAUCCUAGCCCUUAUUAAAGGCCAAAAAAACUUUAUAUUCCCCAAAGGGGUUUUUAGACUCCUUAAGGGGAGUAUUAAGGUUUUUGGAAGGGUUUUAAAAAAGUUUUCCGCCGACUGUUUAUAAAAGCUUUUAAAACGUAGCUGUUUUAACCCGGGCCAUAAAAAGCAAACCUCCCCUACACUCCUACUUUUAUGAGAACAAGUGAAUGAAGCUGAGGUACUUACAGGAUCAUUAGGACACAACUAAUCUAUCCCAGUAAUGUCAAUACCAACAUCUCAUUAAUGCCCCUCCAUCCCAGCUGUGAAGAGGUGGAGACUCGUACAGGAGGGGUGAAGAAGUGGAUGCUAAAGGGACUUUAUGGGUGCAUAAGGUAGCUUAGUUAUGGGCGGCAGGUAGCUUAGUGGUUAAGAGCGUUGUGCCAGUAACCGAAAGGUCGCUGGUUCUAAUCCCUGAGCCGACUAGGUGAAAAAUCUGUCGAUGUGCCCUUGAGCAAGGCACUUAACCCUAAUUGCUCCUGUAAGUCGCUCUGGAUAAGAGCGUCUGCUAAAUGACCAAUUAUUAUUAUUAAUUAUUAAGGUGAUGUAAUACAUAGUAACUUUAAGGUCGGAAUGCCAAUUAAUGUUGUAAUGUUGCCAAUUCAAAUAGUCUUUCUAGUAUACAGCGGCUUGCGAAAGUAUUCACCCCCCUUGGCAUUUUUCCUAUUUUGUUGCCUUACAAACUGGCAUGAAAAUUGAUUUUUUUGGGGGGUUUGUAUCAUUUGAUUUACACAACAUGCCUACCAUUUUGAAGAUGCAAAAUGUUUUUUCUUGUGAAACAAACAAGAAAUAAGACAAAAAAACAGAAGACUUGAGCGUGCAUAACUUUAGAAAGCUGACUUAUAGAGAGCUGCCUGACUGACUGUCUUUUAAAGAGCUGUCUUAUAGAGAGCUGCCUGCCAGGCUAACUUAUAGAGAGCUGCCUGACCGGCUGUCUUGUAGAGAGCUGUCUUACAGAGAGCUGCCUGACCGACCGUCUUAUAGAGAGCUGACUUAUAGAGAGCUGUCUGACUGACUGUCUUAAAGAGAGCUGUCUUAUAGAGAGCUGCCUUAUAGAGAGCUGCAUUAUAGAGAGCUGUCUUAUGGAGAGCUGUCUUACAGAAAGUUGCCUGACCGACUGUCUUAUAGAGAGCUAUUUAAUAGAGAACUGUCUGACUGACUGUCUUAUGAGAGCUGCCUUAUAGAGAGCUAUUUUUUAGAGAGCUGAGUUAUAGAGAGCUGUCUUAUAGAGAGCUAUUUUUUAGAGAGCUGAGUUAUAGAGAGCUGUCUUAUAGAAAGAUGCCUGACUGACUGUCUUACCGAGAGCUUUCUUAUAGAGAGAGCUGCCUGACCGACUCUAUUAUAGAGAGCUGUAUACAGAGAGCUGUCUUAUAGAAAACUGUCUCAUAGAGAGCUGCUUGACCGACUGUCUUAUAGAGAGCUGUCUUAUAGAGAGCUGUCUUAUAGAGAGCUUUCUGACCGACUGUCUUACAGAGAGCUGUUUUAUGGAGAACUGUCUUAUAGAGAGCUGUAUUAUAGAGAGCUUUCUUACAGAGAGCUGUCUUAUAGAUAACUGUCUUAUAGAGAGCUGUCUUAUAGAGAGCUACCUGGCCGACUGUCUUAUAGAGAGCUGUUGAAUAGAGAACUGUCUUAUUGAGAGCUAUCUUAUAGAGAGCUGUAUUACAGAGAGCUGUCUUAUAAAGACCUGUCUUAUAGAGAGUUGCCUGACCGACUGUCUUAUAGAGAGCUGUCUUAUAGAGAGCUGUAUACAGAGAGCUGUCUUAAAGAGAACUAUCUUACAGAGAGCUGUUUUACAGAAAACUGUCUUAUAGAGAGAUGUCUUAUAGAGAGUUGUUUUAUAGAGAGCAGUCUUAUGGAGAACUGUCUUAUAGAGAGCUGUAUAAUAGAGAGCUGUCUUAUAGAGAGCUGCCCGAACGACUGUCUUAUAGAGAGCUGUCUUAUAAAGAGCUGUCUUAUAGAGAAUUGUCUUAAAGAGAGCUGCUUUAUGGAGAGAUGCCUUACAGAGAACUACCUGACCGACUGUCUUAUAGAGAGCUGUAUUAUAGAGAGCUGUCUUAUUGAGAGCUGUCUUACAGAGAGCUGCCUUAUAGAGAGCUGUCUUAUUGAGAGCUGUCUUAGAGAGAGCUGCCUGACCGACUGUCUUAGAGAGAGUUGCCUUAUAGAGAGCUGCCUUAUAGAGAGCUGCCUAACCGACUGUCUUAUAGAGAGCUGUCUUAUAGAGAGCUGCCUUAUAGAGCUGUCUUACAGAGAGCUAUCUUACAGAGAGCUGCCUUAUAGAGUGCUGCCUUAUAGAGAGCUGCCUGACUGACUGUCUUAUAGAGAGCUCUUUUAUAGAGAGCUGCCUGACCGACUGUCUUAUAGAGAGCUGUCUUACAGUGGGCUGCCUGACCGACUGUCUUAUAGAGAGCUGUCUUAUAGAGAGCUGCCUUAUAGAGCUAUCUUACAGAGAGCUGUCUUACAGAGAGCUGCCUUAUAGAGAGCUGUCUUAUAGAGAGCUGCCUGACCGACUGUCUUAUGGAGAGCUGUCUCACAGAGAGCUGCCUGACCGACUGUCUUAUAGACUGUCUUAUGUGACUGUCUUAUAGACUGUCUUAUGUGGUCCUCUGUAGCUCAAUUGGUAGAGCAUGGCGCUUGUAACGCCAGCGUAGUGGGUUCGAUCCCCGGGACCACCCAUAUGUAAAAAUUUAUGCACACAUGACUGUAAGUCUCUUUGGAUAAAAGCGUCUGCUAAAUGGCAUAUUAUUAUUCUUAUAGUGGGCUGCCUGACCGACCGUCUUAUAAAGAGCAUCCUGACCAGCUGCUUUAUAGAGCACUUAUUCCUUAGUUGCUUUAUUCACAUGGUGAGCUGCAAGACCCCAGGGGACCACUGGAAUGGCCGACGGGCAGAGCAAGCCUCCAUACACCUCCUACAUUAUUUAUGAGAACAAAGUGAAUGAGAGCUGAGGUACUUACAGGGAUCAUUAGGACACAACUAAUCUAUCCCAGUAAUGUCAAUACCAACAUCUCAUUAAUGCCCAUCCAUCCCAGCUGUGAAGAGGUGGAGACUCGUACAGGAGGGGUGAAGAAGUGGAUGCUAAAGGGACUUUAUGGGUACAUAAGGUGAUGUAAUACAUAGUAACUUUAAGGUCGGAAUGCCAAUUAAUGUUGUAAUGUUGCCAAUUCAAAUAGUCUUUCUAAUAUACAGCGGCUUGCGAAAGUAUUCACCCCCCUUGGCAUUUUUCCUAUUUUGUUGCCUUACAACCUGUCAUGAAAAUUGAUUUUUGGGGGGUUUGUAUCAUUUGAUUUACACAACAAGCCUACCAUUUUGAAGAUGCAAAAUAUUUUUUCUUGUGAAACAAACAAGAAAUAAGACAAAAAAACAGAAGACUUGAGCGUGCAUAACUUUAGAAAGCUGACUUAUAGAGAGCUGCCUGACUGACUGUCUUUUAAAGAGCUGUCUUAUAGAGAGCUGCCUGACUAGCUGCCUUAUAGAGAGCUGACUUAUAGAGAGCUGCCUGACUGACUGUCUUAUAAAGAGAUGUCUUAUAGAGAGCUGCCUGCCAGGCUAACUUAUAGAGAGCUGCCUGACUAGCUGUCUUAUAGAGAGCUGUCUUAUAGAGAGCUGCCUGACUGACUGUCUUUUAAAGAGCUGUCUUAUAGAGAGCUGCCUGCCAGGCUAACUUAUAGAGAGCUGCCUGACUAGCUGUCUUAUAGAGAGCUGACUUAUAGAGAGCUGCCUGACUGACUGUCUUAUAAAGAGCUGUCUUAUAGAGAGCUGCCUGCCAGGCUAACUUAUAGAGAGCUGCCUGACUAGCUGUCUUAUAGAGAGCUGUCUUAUAGAGAGCUGCCUGACUAGCUGCCUUAUAGAGAGCUGACUUAUAGAGAGCUGCCUGACUGACUGUCUUAUAAAGAGCUGUCUUAUAGAGAGCUGCCUGCCAGGCUAACUUAUAGAGAGCUGCCUGACUAGCUGUCUUAUAGAGAACUGUGUUAUAGAGAGCUGCCUGACUGACUGUCUUAUAAAGAGCUGUCUUAUAGAGAGCUGUCUUAUAGAGAACUGCCUGACUAGCUGUCUUAUAGAGAACUGUGUUAUAGAGAGCUGCCUGACUGACUGUCUUAUAAAGAGCUGUCUUAUAGAGAGCUGUCUUAUAGAGAGCUGCCUGACCAACUGUCUUAUAGAGAACUGUCUUAUAGAGAGCUGCCUGACCAACUGUCUUAUAGAGAACUGUGUUAUAGAGAGCAGCCUGACCGAAUGUCUUAUAGAAUGUCUUAUGUGGUCCUCUGUAGCUCAAUUGGUAGAGCAUGGCGUUUGUAACGCCAGGGUAGUGGGUUUGAUCCCCGGGACCACCCAUAUGAAAAAAUUUAUGCACACAUGACUGUAAGUCGCUUUGGAUAAAAGCGUCUGCUAAAUGGCAUAUUAUUAUUCUUAUAGUGGGCUGCCUGACCGACAGUCUUAUAGAGAGCUGUCUUAUAAAGAGCUGCCUUAUAGAGAGCUGCCUUAUAGAGAGCUGUCUUACAGAGAGCUGCCUGACCGACUGUCAAAGAGAGCUGUCUUAUAGAGCGCUGUCUUAAAGAGAGCUGCUUUAUAGAGAGCUGCCUGACCAGCUGCCUUAUAAAGAGCAUCCUGACCAGCUGCUUUAUAGAGCACUUAUUCCUUAGUUGCUUUAUUCACAUGGUGAGCUGCAAGACCCCAGGGGACCACUGGAAUGGCCGACGGGCAGAGCGAGCCUCCAUACACCUCCUACAUUAUUUAUGAGAACAAAGUGAAUGAGAGCUGAGGUACUUACAGGGAUCAUUAGGACACAACUAAUCUAUCCCAGUAAUGUCAAUACCAACAUCUCAUUAAUGCCCAUCCAUCCCAGCUGUGAAGAGGUGGAGACUCGUACAGGAGGGGUGAAGAAGUGGAUGCUAAAGGGACUUUAUGGGUGCAUAAGGUGAUGUAAUACAUAGUAACUUUAAGGUCGGAAUGCCAAUUAAUGUUGUAAUGUUGCCAAUUCAAAUAGUCUUUCUAGUAUACAGCGGCUUGCGAAAGUAUUCACCCCCCUUGGCAUUUUUCCUAUUUUGUUGCCUUUCAACCUGCCAUGAAAAUUUAUUUUUGGGGGGUUUGUAUCAUUUGAUUUACACAACAUGCCUACCAUUUUGAAGAUGCAAAAUAUUUUUUCUUGUGAGACAAACAAGAAAUAAGACAAAAAAACAGAAGACUUGAGCGUGCAUAACUUUAGAAAGCUGACUUAUAGAGAGCUGCCUGACCGGCUGUCUUAUAGAGAGCUGUCUUAUAGAGAGCUGUCUUAUAGAGAGCUGCCUGACUGACUGUCUUUUAAAGAGCUGUCUUAUAGAGAGCUGCCUGACUGACUGUCUUAUAGAGAGCUGCCUGACCGGCUGUCUUAUAGAGAGCUGUCUAAUAGAGAGCUGCCUGACUGACUGUCUUAUAGAGAGCUGUCUUAUAGAGAGCUGCCUGACUAACUGUCUUAUAAAGAGCUGUCUUAUAGAGAGCUGCCUGCCAGGCUAACUUAUAGAGAGCUGCCUGACCGGCUGUCUUAUAGAGAGCUGUCUUACAGAGAGCUGCCUGACCGACCGUCUUAUAGAGAGCUGACUUAUAGAGAGCUGCCUUAUAGAGAGCUGCAUUAUAGAGAGUUGUCUUAUGGAGAGCUGUCUUACAGAGAGUUGCCUGACCGACUGUCUUAUAGAGAGCUAUUUAAUAGAGAACUGUCUGACUGACUGUCUUAUGAGAGCUGCCUUAUAGAGAGCUAUUUUUUAGAGAGCUGAGUUAUAGAGAGCUGUCUUAUAGAGAGCUAUUUUUUAGAGAGCUGAGUUAUAGAGAGCUGUCUUAUAGAAAGAUGCCUGACUGACUGUCUUACCGAGAGCUGUCUUAUAGAGAGAGCUGCCUGACCGACUCUAUUAUAGAGAGCUGUAUACAGAGAGCUGUCUUAUAGAAAACUGUCUCAUAGAGAGCUGCUUGACCGACUGUCUUAUAGAGAGCUGUCUUAUAGAGAGCUGUCUUAUAGAGAGCUUUCUGACUGACUGUCUUACAGAGAGCUGUUUUAUGGAGAACUGUCUUAUAGAGAGCUGUAUUAUAGAGAGCUUUCUUACAGAGAGCUGUCUUAUAGAUAACUGUCUUAUAGAGAGCUGUCUUAUAGAGAGCUACCUGGCCGACUGUCUUAUAGAGAGCUGUUGAAUAGAGAACUGUCUUAUAGAGAGCUAUCUUAUAGAGAGCUGUAUUACAGAGAGCUGUCUUAUAAAGACCUGUCUUAUAGAGAGCUGCCUGACCGACUGUCUUAUAGAGAGCUGUCUUAUAGAGAGCUGUAUACAGAGAGCUGUCUUAAAGAGAACUAUCUUACAGAGAGCUGUUUUACAGAAAACUGUCUUAUAGAGAGCUGUCUUAUAGAGAGUUGUUUUAUAGAGAGCAGUCUUAUGGAGAACUGUCUUAUAGAGAGCUGUAUAAUAGAGAGCUGUCUUAUAGAGAGCUGCCUGAAUGACUGUCUUAUAGAGAGCUGUCUUAUAAAGAGCUGUCUUACAGAGAAUUGUCUUAAAGAGAGCUGCCUUAUGGAGAGAUGCCUUACAGAGAGCUACCUGACCGACUGUCUUAUAGAGAGCUGUAUUAUAGAGAGCUGUCUUAUUGAGAGCUGUCUUACAGAGAGCUGCCUUAUAGAGAGCUGUCUUAUUGAGAGCUGUCUUAGAGAGAGCUGCCUGACUGACUGUCUUAGAGAGAGUUGCCUUAUAGAGAGCUGCCUUAUAGAGAGCUGCCUAACCGACUGUCUUAUAGAGAGCUGUCUUAUAGAGAGCUGCCUUAUAGAGCUGUCUUACAGAGAGCUAUCUUACAGAGAGCUGCCUUAUAGAGUGCUGCCUUAUAGAGAGCUGCCUGACUGACUGUCUUAUAGAGAGCUCUUUUAUAGAGAGCUGCCUGACCGACUGUCUUAUAGAGAGCUGUCUUACAGUGGGCUGUCUGACCGACUGUCUUAUAGAGAGCUGUCUUAUAGAGAGCUGCCUUAUAGAGCUGUCUUACAGAGAGCUGUCUUACAGAGAGCUGCCUUAUAGAGAGCUGUCUUAUAGAGAGCUGCCUGACCGACUGUCUUAUGGAGAGCUGUCUCACAGAGAGCUGCCUGACCGACUGUCUUAUAGACUGUCUUAUGUGACUGUCUUAUAGACUGUCUUACGUGGUCCUCUGUAGCUCAAUUGGUAGAGCAUGGCGCUUGUAACGCCAGGGUAGUGUGUUCGAUCCCCGGGACCACCCAUAUGUAAAAAUGUAUGCACACAUGACUGUAAGUCUCUUUGGAUAAAAGCGUCUGCUAAAUGGCAUAUUAUUAUUCUUAUAGUGGGCUGCCUGACCGACCGUCUUAUAAAGAGCAUCCUGACCAGCUGCUUUAUAGAGCACUUAUUCCUUAGUUGCUUUAUUCACAUGGUGAGCUGCAAGACCCCAGGGGACCACUAGAAUGGCCGACGGGCAGAGCAAGCCUCCAUACACCUCCUACAUUAUUUAUGAGAACAAAGUGAAUGAGAGCUGAGGUACUUACAGGGAUCAUUAGGACACAACUAAUCUAUCCCAGUAAUGUCAAUACCAACAUCUCAUUAAUGCCCCUCCAUCCCAGCUGUGAAGAGGUGGAGACUCGUACAGGAGGGGUGAAGAAGUGGAUGCUAAAGGGACUUUAUGGGUGCAUAAGGUGAUGUAAUACAUAGUAACUUUAAGGUCGGAAUGCCAAUUAAUGUUGUAAUGUUGCCAAUUCAAAUAGUCUUUCUAGUAUACAGCGGCUUGCGAAAGUAUUCACCCCCCUUGGCAUUUUUCCUAUUUUGUUGCCUUACAAACUGGCAUGAAAAUUGAUUUUUUUGGGGGGUUUGUAUCAUUUGAUUUACACAACAUGCCUACCAUUUUGAAGAUGCAAAAUGUUUUUUCUUGUGAAACAAACAAGAAAUAAGACAAAAAAACAGAAGACUUGAGCGUGCAUAACUUUAGAAAGCUGACUUAUAGAGAGCUGCCUGACUGACUGUCUUUUAAAGAGCUGUCUUAUAGAGAGCUGCCUGCCAGGCUAACUUAUAGAGAGCUGCCUGACCGGCUGUCUUGUAGAGAGCUGUCUUACAGAGAGCUGCCUGACCGACCGUCUUAUAGAGAGCUGACUUAUAGAGAGCUGUCUGACUGACUGUCUUAAAGAGAGCUGUCUUAUAGAGAGCUGCCUUAUAGAGAGCUGCAUUAUAGAGAGCUGUCUUAUGGAGAGCUGUCUUACAGAAAGUUGCCUGACCGACUGUCUUAUAGAGAGCUAUUUAAUAGAGAACUGUCUGACUGACUGUCUUAUGAGAGCUGCCUUAUAGAGAGCUAUUUUUUAGAGAGCUGAGUUAUAGAGAGCUGUCUUAUAGAGAGCUAUUUUUUAGAGAGCUGAGUUAUAGAGAGCUGUCUUAUAGAAAGAUGCCUGACUGACUGUCUUACCGAGAGCUUUCUUAUAGAGAGAGCUGCCUGACCGACUCUAUUAUAGAGAGCUGUAUACAGAGAGCUGUCUUAUAGAAAACUGUCUCAUAGAGAGCUGCUUGACCGACUGUCUUAUAGAGAGCUGUCUUAUAGAGAGCUGUCUUAUAGAGAGCUUUCUGACCGACUGUCUUACAGAGAGCUGUUUUAUGGAGAACUGUCUUAUAGAGAGCUGUAUUAUAGAGAGCUUUCUUACAGAGAGCUGUCUUAUAGAUAACUGUCUUAUAGAGAGCUGUCUUAUAGAGAGCUACCUGGCCGACUGUCUUAUAGAGAGCUGUUGAAUAGAGAACUGUCUUAUAGAGAGCUAUCUUAUAGAGAGCUGUAUUACAGAGAGCUGUCUUAUAAAGACCUGUCUUAUAGAGAGUUGCCUGACCGACUGUCUUAUAGAGAGCUGUCUUAUAGAGAGCUGUAUACAGAGAGCUGUCUUAAAGAGAACUAUCUUACAGAGAGCUGUUUUACAGAAAACUGUCUUAUAGAGAGAUGUCUUAUAGAGAGUUGUUUUAUAGAGAGCAGUCUUAUGGAGAACUGUCUUAUAGAGAGCUGUAUAAUAGAGAGCUGUCUUAUAGAGAGCUGCCCGAACGACUGUCUUAUAGAGAGCUGUCUUAUAAAGAGCUGUCUUAUAGAGAAUUGUCUUAAAGAGAGCUGCUUUAUGGAGAGAUGCCUUACAGAGAACUACCUGACCGACUGUCUUAUAGAGAGCUGUAUUAUAGAGAGCUGUCUUAUUGAGAGCUGUCUUACAGAGAGCUGCCUUAUAGAGAGCUGUCUUAUUGAGAGCUGUCUUAGAGAGAGCUGCCUGACCGACUGUCUUAGAGAGAGUUGCCUUAUAGAGAGCUGCCUUAUAGAGAGCUGCCUAACCGACUGUCUUAUAGAGAGCUGUCUUAUAGAGAGCUGCCUUAUAGAGCUGUCUUACAGAGAGCUAUCUUACAGAGAGCUGCCUUAUAGAGUGCUGCCUUAUAGAGAGCUGCCUGACUGA
This is a messenger RNA of Coregonus sp. 'balchen', 12324 nucleotides long. Lineage: Eukaryota; Metazoa; Chordata; Actinopteri; Salmoniformes; Salmonidae. The record is from the annotation of a GenBank genome assembly.